Messenger RNA from Auxenochlorella protothecoides, 1467 nucleotides. Its product is annotated as Selenium-binding protein 1. Lineage: Eukaryota; Viridiplantae; Chlorophyta; Trebouxiophyceae; Chlorellales; Chlorellaceae. The record is from RefSeq and is a predicted model, not a curated record. Gene Ontology annotation, molecular function: selenium binding. The transcript is spliced from 7 exons. Bases 1 to 1467 code for a protein of 488 amino acids.
AUGGCGACCUGCUGCAACGGCUCCGGCCCCGGCUAUGCCACUCCAUUGGAGGCCAAGGAGAAGGGGCCGCGGGAGACGCUCCUGUAUGUUCCGGCAAUCAUUCCCGACCAGUCCAGGCCCGACUACCUGGCCACCGUGGACGCCGAUCCCGAAAGCAAGACGUAUUCAAAGGUCAUCCACCGCCUGCCCGUGACCCACCUGGGGGAUGAGCUCCACCACUCUGGCUGGAAUGCCUGCAGCAGCUGCCACGGCAACUCCUCCAAGUCCAGGUCCCUCCUCAUCCUGCCCUCCCUCAAGUCCGGGCGCAUCUACGGCAAGUGGCCAUGGUUUGGGGAUGGGAAUUGGCUGGCGGGCUUUCCUCUUGCUUCCGUGGACACCGUGUCGGACCCCCGCGCGCCGCGCCUGCACAAGGUGGUGGAGCCCGCCGCCAUCCAGGAGAAGACGGGGCUGGGCUUCCUGCACACCUCCCACUGCCUGGGCAACGGCGACAUCGUGGUCUCCGCCCUGGGCACCCCCGACGGCAAGGCCAAGGGCGGGUUUGUCGUGCUGGAUGAGAACCUGGAGGUCAAGGGCACCUGGUCCGGAAGUGAGGUGGAGUACGGCUACGACUUCUGGUACCAGCCGGCCCACGACCUGCUGGCCAGCACCUCCUGGGGGGCCCCCGCCGCGCUGUUCAAGGGCUUCAACCCGGCCGAGGUGCCCACAGAGUACGGCGACGCGGUGUACAUCUGGAGCUGGGAGGGGCGGGACCUGAAGCAGACCAUCCACCUGGGCCAGGACGGGCUGAUCCCACUGGAGAUCCGGUUCAAGCACGACCCCGCCUCGCGCCACGGCUUCAUCGGCGCGGCCCUGUCCUCCAACGUCAUCCACCUGACCAAGCCGCCGGGCGGAGAGGAGUGGGUGGCCAAGCCCGUCAUCAAGCAGCCCUGGACCAAGGUGGAGGGCUGGGCGCUGCCCGAGCAGCCUCCGCUCAUCACCGACAUUCUGAUUUCCCUGGAUGACAAGUAUCUGUACUUCUCCAACUGGCUGCGGGGUGACAUCGUGCAGUACGACAUCACCGACCCAGAGCACCCCAAGCUGGCGGGGAGGGUGUGGGUGGGCGGCAGCAUCCGCCGCGACGGACCCGUGACGGAGGGUCUAGAGGAGCUGGGGCUGACCGAGCAGCCGGAGAUUCCAACCGUGCAGGGUCACAAGCUGCUGGGAGGGCCCCAGAUGAUCCAGCUCAGCCUGGACGGCAAGCGCCUGUACGUGACCAACUCCCUGUUCUCUCCCUGGGACAAGCAGUUUUACCCGGACCUGGUGGAGAAGGGGUCCUACCUCCUGCAGAUCAACGUGGACGACGUGAACGGCGGGCUGUCCAUCAACCACGACUUCUAUGUGGACUUCGGGGCCGAGCCCGGGGGUCCGGUGCUGGCGCACGAGGUGCGCUACCCCGGCGGCGACUGCAGCAGCGACAUCUGGCUGUGA